Molecule: messenger RNA, 1938 nt
Organism: Lasiosphaeria miniovina
Lineage: Eukaryota; Fungi; Ascomycota; Sordariomycetes; Sordariales; Lasiosphaeriaceae
Product: major facilitator superfamily-domain-containing protein
Exons: 4
Coding region: 168-1874 (568 amino acids)
Biological process (GO): transmembrane transport
Cellular component (GO): membrane
Molecular function (GO): transmembrane transporter activity
Source: RefSeq, a predicted model, not a curated record
GGCAAUUAAUUACCAACUGGAAAUUAUUCAACAUCUAAUUUUUUUGUUCUUUUUCUUUUUCUUUUUCUUUUCUUUUUCUUUUUCUGGGAUCUCUUCACGCUUUUUGGCUACGCUUGGGUGCCUAAUCUUUGGUGCAUCAAUAGUCGAUUAGAUAGGCGACAGCGACCAUGUCGAAACCCGCCCACGAAUACGAUGGGCUCGACAAGUCACGAGCUGUCGCUUCCGCGGGCGACGGCGGGGCGUUGGAGACGCCGAACUCGGACGAGUCGGAUACUGUCGACUGCGUCAACGACAACACGGAGCAGCGUGGACCCCCGGGUAUUGCCCUGUCAAAAGGGCGCCGCAUCGCCCUUGUGGCCACAGUGACGGGAGCCAGCUUCCUCAAUACAAUGUCGGGGCAAGCCGUCGUCAUCAUCCUGCCAACCAUCGGGCGAGACUUGAGCAUCCCGGAGGCUCGCGUGCAGUGGGUUGUGUCGGCCUACGCGCUCGCCUUUGGCUGCUUCCUGCUGCUGUGGGGGCGGAUCGCCGACAUCUACGGCAAGAGAAAGAUCUUUAUCUGGGGGUCGGCCUGGGUUGCCGCCACGUCGGUCGCCAACCCGUUCGUGCCAAACGAGAUCGCCUUUUACCUGUUCCGCGGGCUUGCAGGCUUGGGGGCGGCGGCCAACGUUCCAACCGCAAUUGGCAUACUCGGCGUGACAUUCCCUCCCGGAAAGGCCAAGAACUACGCGUUUAGCUGCUAUUCGGCCGGCGCGCCCCUCGGAGCCGUCUUUGGCAACCUGAUCGCCGGGUUCAUCGCCCAGUACGCGUCCUGGAAAUGGGUCUUUGGAGUGAUAGCCCUGAUGGCAGCCGUCAUCACGGUCGCGGGCGUGGCCAUCAUCCCGCCGCCGAAACACACGCUGCACGACGACGGCGCCACAGUCAAGGCGUCGGUCGACUGGCUCGGCGCGGCUCUCGUGACGGGCGGGCUGCUGGCGCUGCUCUUCGCGCUGACCGAGGGCAACGUGGUGGGGUGGAGCACGCCGUGGGUGCCAGCGGUCAUUUUCGUGGCGGUCGUGCUCGUCGUGCUCUUCGUCUUCUGGCAGCGCCACCUCGAGACGACGGGCAGGCGGCCGCCCAUCAUGAAGGUGUCGGCCUUCCGCAGCAAGAAGUUCAGCGCUGCCAUGCUCAUCAUGGCCCUCUUCUUCAGCAGCUUUAACGGCUUCCUCGUGUACGCGACCUACUUCUACCAGGACUACCAGGGGCUGUCGCCGCUGCAGACGACGCUGCGCUUCAUCCCGACGGGCGUGUCGGGCGUGCUCACGGCCGCCGUCGUCUCGCAGCUGCUGUCGCGCGUGCCGACGUACGUGCUGCUGGGCGUCGGAACGUCGUGCGUGAGCGUGUCGGCGCUGCUCUUCGCCGCGCCCAUCCCCCCCAACACCUUGUACUGGGCCUAUGGCUUCCCGGCCAUGGUGCUGUCCGUCUUCGGCGCCGACACCACCUGGCCGUGCCUGAUCCUGUUCACCAGCCACGCGCUGCCGCAGUCGGACCAGGCCCUGGGCGGCGCCCUCGUCAACGCCAUGGGCCAGGUCGGCAGGGCCGUCGGGCUGGCCGUCGCGACCGCCGUCCAGACGGCCGUCAUAGCCAGAGAAAGGGGCGUCGAUGUCCAGAACGUCGGCAGGCUGCAGGCAUGGGAACCGGCCACGCUGCUCGGUCUCAGGGCGGCUGAGUGGUGGAAUUUCGCGUCGGGAAUUGCUGCGCUGGUGGUGGUGCUCUUCGCGUUCCGAGGGUCGGGCAUCGUGGGCAAGGCAGGCAUCGUGGGCAAGGCGGGCGUUGCCAAGGCCGAGCGGCUGGCUGCCGUGACGGUUCAGAAUGUUGAGAAAAGCUCCGAAGCGUGAGACUUUGGUAGGUAAUCUAGAUAAUCAUGUAAUAGAGACGAAAUAGACUAAUCUUCUAUUCUGU